GUGGGCGUGGCUGUUCUCGGAAAACGGGUAGGGGAACUAGAAUUUUCUACAUGAUUGCAGCACGGAAUCCCACCGCUUUUACUCCAUGAUGGCCGCCGCCUUGAGGGGAAGCCUUGUAUCAUUGGUCAAGGGCCUGAGUGGUGCUGCCAUAAAGCCCGUGUGUGUGCGCUCACUGAGCCUCUCAGCCAACCCGAAUGCUUCAGAAACUCCCCCAGCGCGGGCCGACAGCACCUUCAAGGUCACAUUGUUGCCGGGAGAUGGGGUCGGACCUGAACUCAUGAUGGCAGUCAAAGAAGUGUUCAAGGCUGCUGAUGUACCUGUGGAGUUUGAGGAAUUCCACCUGAGUGAGGUGCAGAACAUGGCAAGUGAAGAGAAGCUGGACCAGGUGCUCUCCUCCAUGAAAAACAACAAAGUGGCUAUCAAAGGGAAGAUCCACACACCGAUGGAGUACAAAGGAGAGCUGGCUUCCUAUGAGAUGAGACUAAGGAGGAAGCUGGACCUGUUCGCCAACGUGGUUCACGUGAACAGUCUCCCGGGUUACAGCACACGCCACAACAACCUGGACCUGGUCAUCAUCCGCGAGCAGACUGAGGGCGAAUACAGCUCACUCGAGCAUGAGAGUGUGACCGGAGUGGUGGAGUGUCUGAAGAUCAUCACAAGAGAGAAGUCCCGCCGCAUUGCCAAGUUUGCCUUCGACUAUGCCACCAAAAAGGGCCGGAGCAAAGUUACUGCAGUGCACAAGGCCAACAUCAUGAAGCUGGGUGACGGGCUCUUCCUACAGAGCUGUGCUGAGGUGGCUGAGCUUUAUCCCAAGAUCAAAUACGAGAACAUCAUCAUCGACAACUGCUGCAUGCAGCUGGUCCAGAACCCAUACCAGUUUGAUGUUCUGGUGAUGCCCAAUCUCUACGGCAACAUCAUCGAUAACCUGGCAGCAGGUUUGGUGGGUGGAGCCGGUGUGGUGCCAGGGGAGAGCUACAGUGCUGAGUAUGCUGUCUUUGAGACGGGGGCAAGGCACCCUUUUGCUCAGGCUGUUGGGAGGAACAUUGCUAAUCCUACUGCUAUGCUUCUUAGUGCUGCUAACAUGCUGAGGCAUCUCAACCUGGAGUAUCACUCUAACAUGGUGUCUGAAGCAGUUAAAAAGGUUAUAAAACAGGGAAAGGUGCGGACGCGAGAUCUCGGCGGUUACAGCACUACGGGUGAUUUUAUCCGUGCCGUCGUGGCCAACCUUCGUCACCGGCCCGUGUUUUAAGGACACUAUCUGUUCCCAAUAGACCGCUUCCCUCUGCUUUUCACCCCUUCUUAUAGUUUUCAUUCCUUACUGUGUUGCUGUCAGUCCUGGCGCUGAAAGUGGACUUUACUCAUGUAACUGACAGAUUUUCCUUAUUUUUUUCUGUUGCAAUGCUUAAUGUUGCUUUUUUUUUUUUUUGGUUCAUUCUUUUUCUUUUACAUGCUAAGCCAUAAACUCCUAAUAUUCCCCAACAAAUCCAAAGCACUGAGGAUAAAUCUCUGUUCAUGUUUGUUCACACUAGAAGUUCAUUUUUUUUAUUUGACACAAACUGUCUUAACCUGACUGCUGAAUGUUGGUUUGAUAACGGGCGAUAUUUCUUUCCUCAUUUUGUCCUAAAUGAUGCACUGUCAUCUGCAAGAUACUUUCAUGUGUGUAUUCUUCAUACUGUUCACUUCAUAAAUAGCUGCUAAUGUCCAGCAUUUCCUAAAACAUCAUGACAUUGUUUCUGGAUGUAUGAACAAAUAAUAGUAGGUCAGCUAAGUGGAUUAACAGGUCAGUGGAUCUCUUUGCUCCAUUGAUCUCAUGAUCAGUGAGAUCUACUGAGAAACCUAUUUUUAUCAGAUUUUCAAAAGAUUUAAGAAGCUAUUCUCAACAUUGCAUCAUUUCAUUACUUUUUGUAAGAAAGUGAGUCAGGAAGUGUUUAUUACCAAAAAACAAUCCCUAUUUAUGAUCAGAUUGCUUGUUUUUCAUACAAAAUAAAGGCUAUUCUAUAAGAUUA
Clarias gariepinus (North African catfish) is the source of this 2006-nucleotide messenger RNA. RefSeq names its product isocitrate dehydrogenase (NAD(+)) 3 non-catalytic subunit beta (gene idh3b). Gene Ontology annotation, biological process: isocitrate metabolic process; tricarboxylic acid cycle. Gene Ontology annotation, molecular function: magnesium ion binding; NAD binding; oxidoreductase activity, acting on the CH-OH group of donors, NAD or NADP as acceptor. The record is from RefSeq and is a predicted model, not a curated record. The transcript has 11 exons. Lineage: Eukaryota; Metazoa; Chordata; Actinopteri; Siluriformes; Clariidae. Gene Ontology annotation, cellular component: mitochondrion. Bases 86 to 1249 code for a protein of 387 amino acids.